Messenger RNA from Linum trigynum, 2539 nucleotides. The record is from the annotation of a GenBank genome assembly. NCBI's taxonomy places the organism in Eukaryota, Viridiplantae, Streptophyta, Magnoliopsida, Malpighiales, Linaceae.
GAUACCGUGAUAGAAUCGGAGAGCAUUGGCUGGACGUAUUUUUUAGAGUGUUUCUUAAAAGUCAGUGGGCAAAGAAGGCGCUCGAAACUGGACCAGAAUGCUUCUCAAGUUUGAGCUAUUACUUUUCUAGUUAGAUUAACUUCUUGAUGUUUGCUAGGUUAUUAUACUAUCUCGAAACCUUGAACACCAUCAACACCUUUUCUGUCGAGCUUAGAUUGAGAACUACGAGUGCCCUAAUGGAAAAGGAUGUGGUAGGUUGGUAGCGGCUUUCUUGACUAGUAGAGUCUUCUUUCUAACACGCGUUCAUCAGUUGUGAGCGAGACUUCCUUCUGACACGCGUUCAUCAGUUGUAAGCGAGACGAGCGUUAGACAAUGAAUUCAAUUAAAUGUUAUGAGCGUUACUGGAUUGUGUUUUGUUAUUAAUAUGAGAUAGACCGCCCGACGGUCUUUUCACAAAAAAAAAGAGAUUGGAGUGCUCCAAAAAUCAAUUAGCCUCUUCCUCAUCCAAAAAAAUAAAAAUUUUGUUUGCAAUUUCGUGAACUUUGGAACCCUAGCUUCACUUUUCCGCCUCGGUUCCUCCGCCCGGCCGCCGAUGGAGACGGCGGAGGCUCCUAAAAUCCCGACGACUGCCCAACGGAAAAGUCCGACGCCGGCAACCGAAGAUAGGAUCAGCUACCUGCCAGACGAAAUCCUCGCCCACAUCCUCUUUUUACUCCCAACGAAGCAAGCCGUCGCCACCUCCGUCCUAAGCCGACGGUGGAAAGAUGUGUGGACUGGAGUCUACAAUAUCCAUCUCGAUUUCAGGAACCGUUUCGGAGAAUCGGAGAUCGUAGCCAAUGCUCAGGAGAUUCGAGAGAGGCGGUACCUGGAAUUCUGCCGCUUCGUCGGCACGGUUCUGAGCCGGCACAAGAAUCUCAAUUCUGUAAGGCGUUUCCGCUUCCAUUUUGCAAUGGAUGACGUCGGGUGCAAGGAGAGGCCGAAUUUCUGGUUGCAGAUGGGAUUCUCGCCGGACGAGUCUCAGCUCGAGGUAAUGGAUGUUGAACUUCGAGGGGAUGAAUGGAAUGAGGAUCCCUUUUCCCUGCGUUGGCUUCCAGAGAGCUUCUACCGUUUGAAGCGGCUAGAAAUUUUGAAGCUUGAUGGUGUUACUCUAGAGACUAGAACAGGUUCCAUUUUUCUUCCAAGUGUUAGGAAAUUGCUGCUCCUGAAUGCAGUAUUUAAAUCCUGUGCGGCAUUAAGCAAGCUCAUCUCUGGCUGCCCUGUUCUAGAGGCUCUUCAAAUCGAGGGUUGCAGACACUCAAACAAAGAGGAGAGCGACACACUCAAUGCUUUCUUACCUUGCUUGAAGAAAUUGACCAUUAUCGGCGAUAUCUUAUAUCAUGAUCACUGCAUUGUAAUAGAUGCACCUAGUCUUGAGCAUCUUUAUCUUGACGAAUACCCCGAGCUGCAGCUGUCACAGGACGGCAGUCGUCCAUUGCAAUGCCUACAUUCAGCACUGCUUGAACAGGGUGAAAGCGGGAUCUCGAACCGUGGCUUGACUAGGCUCCUCGCCCAAAUCUCUAACGCAAAGGUGCUGUGGUUGUCGUGGAGAACACUGGAUCUUUUGUCAAAUGGCGUUCGGCUGCCUAUAAUUCCCAAUGACGAUGCUAUUGCUCGGCUGCCUAUGUUUCCCAAUGUGACACACUUGACAAUAGGAUCCCCUGCAAGAAGAAGCACUCUGUACUACUUGCUCAACUCGGUCCCCAAAUUACAAUCUCUUGUCAUUAACUUGGAUGAUGGUUGGGGAAUGUUGGACUGGCGGGGUUCCGAGGAACCUGCUUGCACGCCCGAGUGUUUGUUGUCGAGCCUCGAGGAAAUCGAGAUCAAUUAUCUAGUAGCAGAUGACGCUGAGUUGGAAAUGGGCGCGUGUUUGCUCGAGGCUGGAGUCGCGCUGAAGAAGGCAAAUCUGCACAUAAUGUACGACGAUUCACAUCUUUACGAUGAGUAUCGCCAUUAUAUGAACGACAUCCACAAUCGUCUGGGGUCACUGGUAAAACUAGUAAGAAGCUCGAGAGGUUAUGAAGUUCAUCUUUUCCUUCCGGAUGGCGAUGAGAUCCACGUUGAUAGCGAUGACCAGACCGAUGGCAACGAUGAUGUUGAUGGCAUGGAUGAUGACGAUACAAAUAAUGAUGGCUCGAGGCGAGGGAGGGGAGCCAAUGAACAUUAAGUUGUUAGAAGGUGAACUGAAAGCUCAAACCCUUGGUGGCUGCAAGAGUCAAGACAGAAGAGGAAGGAAGAAUUGGCGCGUGUUUGGAGUUUGAUUGUUUGAAUUGUGGGUUGCUGAUGCUGUGUCGUUUGGAUAAGUUUAUGUUUAGUCCUAUAGUUAUGUUAAGAGUCAGUUGAGUCCUUGUUUGAGUGUUAAGCGGCAGCUAGUCAGGUUGUUAGUGGUAGUUAGUUAGCUGAUUUCAAGGGUAGUCUGGUUAGUGGGAAGCCUGAUCUUACGGCUUGGAAUCAUGUAGUUGGUUUGAAUCUGUUUUCUAUCGAAUAAACUGUCAGUUUGCAA